Molecule: messenger RNA, 2562 nt
Organism: Lolium perenne
Lineage: Eukaryota; Viridiplantae; Streptophyta; Magnoliopsida; Poales; Poaceae
Product: chaperone protein ClpB1
Biological process (GO): cellular response to heat
Cellular component (GO): cytoplasm
Molecular function (GO): ATP hydrolysis activity; ATP binding
Source: RefSeq, a predicted model, not a curated record
GGGGCUCCAUCGACCGAGACCAGUCUAGGGCUCGCUCGCUCCACGGCGGCUGCAAUCGGCGGACCGGUGCAAGCUGCGCAGGGACGCCGCGAGCAGGCGGCGGCGGGCAACUGGAGCAGUUACGGCCAAGCCUCGGGGAAGUCGACGGCGUCGGCGGGGACCUAGCAGGAACCAGCAGCGAUGACCUUCAGCACAUGGCUUGAUGGGGUCGUGGGAGGAGGGAUUACGGAAACUGCAACUCGCCGGGUCUACGACCCAGCGUUGCGGGCCUACGUCUCAAGUUCUUACCAAGAACCAAACAGGUUGCUGGAUGACCUCGCCACCGUGGCCUGUACCGGAGCAGCGGUCGCUUUGUGCUGGGCAGCGUGGAGGUACUACCUGUACAGCACGUCUCUCGGCAAGUAUGGCCGGGACCUGACGGCCUCGGCCGGCAAGGCCGACCCGGUGAUUGGUCGCGACGACGAGAUCGACCGCGUCAUCUGCAUCCUCUGCCGCCGGACCAAGAACUGCGCCGCGCUCGUCGGUGCGGCAGGGGUCGGCAAGACGGCCAUUGCCGAGGGUCUCGCCCAGCGUAUCGCCGCCGGGACGGUCCCUUCCGCACUCGCUGGGGCACGCGUCGUGGAGGUGGACCUGGGGGCCAUGGUGGCCGGGACUCAGUACCGCGGCAUGUUCGAGGAGCGCAUGAAGAACGUGAUAAGGCAGGCCGAGUAUGCGGAUGGCAAGGUCAUUCUCUUCAUCGACGAGAUGCACAUGCUUCUUGGCUCAGGUGGCAGCCUGGUCCACCAGAGUAGCACCGAUGCUGCCAACAUGCUGAAGCCGGCGUUGGCCCGUGGUCGUAUCCGCUGCGUGGGCGCCACAACUUUGGAUGAGUACAGUAAGUACAUUGAGAAGGAUGCCGCGUUGGAGCGGCGAUUCCAAAAGGUGCAUGUCGAGGAGCCGACCACGCAGGCCACAAUUGCCAUUCUGCGAGGGCUAAAGGAAAGGUAUGAGAAGCACCAUGGCUUGCAAAUCCAGGAUGCUGCUCUUGUUGCUACCGCACAGCUUGCUGCCCGAUAUAUCACAGGUCGUCAAUUUCCUGAUAAGGCAAUUGAUCUGAUCGAUGAAGCAUGUGCCACCGCAGCCAAAAGGAUGAUGCAAAUUGGCAUACAAGAAAAGCAAGUAAACACUGUGCUAACUACCUCUCCAAAUGCAGUGAAGGAAGCAAAUGUUGGCCCUGAUGAAGUCGCACAAGUUGUUAGCCGAUGGACUGGAAUUCCUGUCGCCACGCUUGAUCAAGAGGAGAAGGAUAAGUUGAUCCACCUAGCAAGCAGAUUGCAUGGGCGAGUUGUUGGCCAGCAUGAAGCCGUUAAUAAGGUCGCGCGUGCAGUGUUGCGUUCUAGGACUGGCCUUGAUCAGCCUGGCCAACCAAUAGGCUCAUUCCUCUUUUUGGGCUCUACUGGUGUUGGAAAGACAGAGCUUGCAAAAGCUCUUGCCGAACAGCUAUUUGACAGCGAGAAGAUGUUGGUUCGCAUUGACAUGUCUGAAUAUGUUGGGGCUGGAUCUGUCUGGCGUCUCAUUGGAGCACCUCCAGGCUCCUCUGACCAUCAAGAUGGUGGGCAACUGACUGAGAAGGUGCGAAGGCGCCCAUAUAGUGUCAUCCUUUUCGAUGAGGUGGAGAAGGCAGAUCCCUCGGUGUUGAAUGUUUUUCUUCAGCUCCUUGAUGAUGGUAUGUUGACCGAUGGCAAAGGCCGGUUAGUAGAUUUCAAGAAUACCAUUAUCAUCAUGACCUCAAAUCUGGGGUCAGAGCACCUACUAGCAGGACUGUCCGGAGAAAGCACAAUGGAAACAGCAAGGGACCUUCUUAUGAAUCAGGUUCGGAAACACUUCAAGCCCGAGCUUCUCAACAGACUGAGUGCGAUCAUUGUAUUUGACCCGCUUUCGCGAGACAGGCUAAAAGAGAUCGUGGCAAUCCAAAUGAACAGCAUCAUCGCCAGGGUAGCUGCCAAGGGCAUCUCUCUAUCUGCAAGCGACGCCGCAUUGGAUGUCAUUUUGUCGGAAUCAUACAAUCCAAUGUACGGUGCAAGGCCUAUAAGGAGGUGGGUGCAGGAGAAUGUGGUGACGGCGAUCUCGGAGAUGCUGGUCAGAGGGGAGGCCGGUGCGGGCUCAACUAUCUCCAUUGAUGCUUUGGACGACAGGAAGGGGCUGAAGUACGAAGUGGCGAGAGAAGUGGUAGAUCCAGCGGUGGGACUUCUCGGUGACUCUGGUGGCCGCAACGAUGGUUUGGCCAUGGCCACUCCAGUCAUGAAUGGUGAGACUAACACACCUCAUGUCACUUCCGGGGCUGGCUUGAACUUGUAUUUGCCAAUCAAGGCUUUGUUGGCAAGGUUUAACACCUAAGCAUCCUCAUGUUUCUGUCUUGAGAACUUGUGAUGGAGUUAGUUCGAGGUGUAGUCUAAUUCUCAAGGAGUAGAUUCACAGGAAGGAUGGUACUGCUAGGACGUUAGAGCAGUGAAGGUUUGGAUAGUCAAGGAAGUAGAGCUUUUGAGUGAACCAAAGAAAAAUAUAACCUUUUGUUUUCUCUCA